Messenger RNA from Leptosia nina, 1074 nucleotides. NCBI's taxonomy places the organism in Eukaryota, Metazoa, Arthropoda, Insecta, Lepidoptera, Pieridae. The record is from the annotation of a GenBank genome assembly.
AUGCGGUCCCCGGCGGCCGACGCCAUGUCGGAGCUCCGGCCGGCGAGUCCUGUGGCUUCCUUGUCUCCGCUAUUCCCGCCGUUCGCCCUUGGGAUUUUUAUAGCGUCCGUCGCCGGCGCCGCAGCCCUCGUCAACUGCGCACUCGUUGCCGUCCUGAUCAAAAGGAUAAAAAACGGUGUGUGUUCUCUUAUCGCCCAACUAGCAGUAGCAGACUUGAUGGUGCUUUUUACAACUGUCGGAUUCGAAUUAUGGACAACCAACGAGCAAACGUGGGUCUUUGGCAGAGGAACCUGCAUAGCCUACAGGGGCCUAAGCGUAUUCGCUACUACGGCUUCAAUAUAUUUAGUUGCUACGAUAGCCUUCCACACAUUAGCCACCAUUAAUCUUGAAAAAAAUCUGGUAACAAGGAGGAUACGGAACACAAUCGUGAGCGAAGACGAACUGAGGUCCUCCCGUCACAGCCUCGUGACGAAGAGUGACUCUUCCACUCCGCCGCGCACAAUGAACGUGCAUUAUCGCUUUUCGGAUAAAGUCCCCAUUACUCCCCCGUCUCUUUUUAUAUGGUUCCUUAGCGCGUCCCUGAGUAUACCCGAAUUCGCCAUGGCAACGACUGUGCGAAAAGACCAUAAUGCAACUCUAUGUACUUUAACAGAUUCCAGUCAUAAGCUAAGCAUACGUUUAAUGCUAGCAUUGUUCAAUUUCGUUUUACCGACGUUAAUUAUGACUGCAGCGGGGGUUCUAGUAGCAUAUACAAUAAGAUCAAAAAGCCUUCGCAAUAUUGAUUUCGAAGAAUCCUUGUCUGCCUUAAGAUUAUCGAUAUCGUUCAUAAUUGUAUAUUUCAUAAUGUGCUCACCCAGCUCACUUCUGUAUGUCUAUAGAAUUUACACGACAUACAAAAUCGAUGGUGAAAAAAAUGACUUGAACGAAGAAAGAAUAUUUUUACAUAUUAAUUUAAUAUUUAGUAGUUUAUACCUAACGUCUACAUUAUUGCGCCCCCUUCUAUGCAUUUUUCUAUUACCAAAAAUUAAAAUUAAGUUCUUCGGAUUAAGAAACACGACUGUAGAUGAUGUAUAA